Leptonychotes weddellii (Weddell seal) is the source of this 839-nucleotide messenger RNA. NCBI's taxonomy places the organism in Eukaryota, Metazoa, Chordata, Mammalia, Carnivora, Phocidae. The record is from RefSeq and is a predicted model, not a curated record.
AUUACUUCAGAUUUCCAAGCAACCCAGAAAAUUACCUACCGAAUUUCUGGAAUGGGAAUUGAUCAACCCCCUUUUGGAAUCUUUGUUGUUGACAAAAACACUGGAGAAAUUAACAUAACAGCCAUAGUUGAUCGUGAGGAAACUCCAAGCUUCCUGAUCACGUGUUAUGCUCUAAAUGCCCUAGGACAGAAUGUAGAGAAACCACUUGUAUUAACAGUUAAAAUUUUAGAUGUCAAUGACAAUCCUCCAGUAUUUUCACAAAGUAUAUUCAUGGGUGAAAUUGAAGAAAAUAGUGCUUCAAAUUCACUGGUGAUGAUAUUAAAUGCCACAGACGCAGAUGAACCAAACCACUUGAACUCUAAAAUUGCCUUCAAAAUUGUCUCUCAGGAACCUGCAGGCACACCCAUGUUCCUCCUAAGCAGACACACUGGGGAAGUCCGUACUUUAACCAAUUCUCUUGAUCGAGAGCAAGUUAGCAGCUAUCGUCUGGUUGUGAGUGGUGCCGACAAAGAUGGAGAAGGACUAUCAACUCAAUGUGAAUGCAGUAUCAAAGUGAAAGAUGUUAAUGAUAAUUUCCCAAUGUUCAGAGAAUCUCAGUAUUCAGCACAUAUUGAGGAAAAUACUUUAAAUUCUGAGUUGCUUCGAUUUCAAGUUAUAGAUUGGGACGAAGAAUUCACAGAUAAUUGGCUUGCAGUGUAUUUCUUUACCUCUGGAAAUGAAGGGAAUUGGUUUGAAAUACAAACUGAUCCCAGAACUAAUGAAGGCAUCCUGAAGGUGGUUAAGGUAAAGCCUAUUUCCCUUCCAUGGUAAAAAUAUUCCAUAUUAGCCCAAACUAUCAU